AUGACGGACGGCUCGGGGAGUGCUGAGGACGCCAGUCCCGAAGUCCAGACGCCCGUAGCAGCUCUGCCCACAGCUCGAGACGCCCCCUCCCGCAGCCCAGCCCAGACUCCAGAGCAGCUGACCACGCGGGCCACAAAUAUUUUGGAAACUACGUUUCCCAGAGGGCCUUGCGACGCUGAUUUCUUUCUGCUUUAUUCCUACGGGGGGUGGGGGGAAGGUGAGGUACCGAGCUCGCUCUCUGUCCUUGGAGGGGGCCUCGGCAGGCUCUGCCCCGGGAGGGCGAGACCUCCGGGUGUGAAAGAAAAUAUCCCGCGCUGUGGAGGCGGGGGCAGCGAGCCGCCGCCGGGCCGCCCUCUUUACACAGAGGCCCCUGGGAAGUGCAGUAAAUUGAAGUCGAGCCCCUCCAAGUUCAACUUGCGGGAGCUCGAGCCUCCCCGGCCCUCGGGGGUCGCGGGUGCGGUGGAAAUUCUAGAGGGAAGCGGAGGGACCAGGCUGGAGCUCUCUCAGCUACUGCGAUUGGCUUCUAGGAUCCCUCGCCAUCAUCGUGGACUAAUGGCCGUUGCCAUCCAGUGGAGCUACGCAUAUAUCGUUUGCAGCUCACCCUGUGCGGAAAAGUGAAAUGACUUAUCCUGAUGCCUUUGAAUUAAGAAUUGUUGUGACAUCUAAGUGGCCUCUUUAAACAAGAUGCAGACAGACUGUGCUGUUGGAAGCUGCAUGAACCUAAGACAGUGUUGCUGGAAUCUGGUAGUUUUUGGUUCAAGUGCUCUAGGUCCACUCUGUGUGUAUGUGUGUUCAACAUAAGUAAGUAUAGUUCGUUUACAGUGUUGUCUUAUGUUCAGGUGUACCACACACUGAUUCAUAUGUGUGUGUGUAUAUAUAUUAUAUAUAUAGUCACAAAUAUGUGUAUAUAUGUAUGUAUAUGGGGAAAUCUGAGGUAGUUCAGUGGUAGUAAAAUGGUAAAAAAUCUGCCCAUGAUGCAGAAGACAUGGGUUCAAUCCCUGGGUUGGAAAGAUCCCCAGGAGAGAGAAAUGGCAACCCACUCCAAUAUUCUUGCCUGGGAAAUCCCAUGGACAGAGGAGCCUGAGAGGCUACAUAAAAUCCAUGGGGCCUCACAUAGUCAGACACAGCUUAGUGACUAAAUAACAACAACAACAUGUAUAUAUAUGUGUAUACACACACACACAUUCUUUUUCAGAUUCUU
Molecule: messenger RNA, 1201 nt
Organism: Cervus elaphus (red deer)
Lineage: Eukaryota; Metazoa; Chordata; Mammalia; Artiodactyla; Cervidae
Exons: 5
Coding region: 1-618 (205 amino acids)
Source: RefSeq, a predicted model, not a curated record